This is a messenger RNA of Aspergillus homomorphus CBS 101889, 1290 nucleotides long. RefSeq names its product kynurenine--oxoglutarate transaminase. Bases 1 to 1290 code for a protein of 429 amino acids. Gene Ontology annotation, biological process: biosynthetic process. NCBI's taxonomy places the organism in Eukaryota, Fungi, Ascomycota, Eurotiomycetes, Eurotiales, Aspergillaceae. Gene Ontology annotation, cellular component: cytoplasm; mitochondrion. The transcript is spliced from 9 exons. The record is from RefSeq and is a predicted model, not a curated record. Gene Ontology annotation, molecular function: pyridoxal phosphate binding; L-kynurenine:2-oxoglutarate transaminase activity.
AUGUCGGCCACUGCGGCUCGUCCUGACCCGUUCCGCCCGGCCAAGAGGGUCGCCGGCCAGAAGCAAGAUGUCUGGUCCAUUGUCAAUGAGGCCGCAGCCGCUUCCCCCGUUCAGCCCAUCGUGAACAUGGGCCAGGGGUUCUUUGGCUACAACCCUCCCAAGUUUGCUCUCGAUGCGGCCAAGGAAGCUCUCGAUCGCGUUGAAUGCAACCAAUAUUCUCCGACCAAGGGACGCCCUCGUCUCAAGCAAGCCCUUGCAGAUGCCUACUCCCCCUCCUUCGGCCGUACUCUCAACCCUGACACCGAGGUCGUCGUCACUACAGGAGCAAAUGAAGGUAUGCUAAGCGCCUUCAUGGGCUUUAUCGAGCCUGGCGACGAGGUUAUCGUCUUCGAGCCAUUCUUCGAUCAAUACAUCAGCAACAUUGAAAUGCCCGGUGGUACCAUCCGCUAUGUCCCACUCCAUCCCCCCAAGGAUGGUGCUACACGCACUUCCUCUGCCGCGGAGUGGACUAUCGAUUUUGAAGAGCUGGAGAAUACUAUCAACUCGAAGACGAAGAUGAUUGUUCUGAACUCGCCUCACAAUCCUGUCGGCAAAGUCUUCUCACGCGCCGAACUCGAGCGCAUUGGUGAGCUGUGUGUGAAACACAACCUGAUCAUCCUGUCGGACGAAGUCUACGACCGUCUUUACUACGUUCCGUUCACCCGCAUUGCUACUUUGUCCCCGGAGCUUUACGAGCGCACGCUUACCGUCGGCUCGGCUGGUAAGGCCUUUUAUGCCACCGGUUGGCGUGUGGGCUACCUCAUCGGACCCGAGCACCUAAUCAAGUAUGUGUCCGGCGCUCACACCCGCAUCUGCUACAGCAGUGUGUCGCCACUGCAAGAAGCCGCUGCAGUGGCUUUCGAACAGGCAGACAAGGUUGGUUUCUGGGAUCAGAGCAGGACCGAGAUGAAGGCGAAGAUGGAGCGUUUCUGUCAGGUCUUCGACGAACUCAAUAUUCCUUACUCGGAUCCUGAGGGUGGAUACUUUGUCCUCGCAAACAUGGCCUCCGUGAAGUUGCCCGAAGAUUACCCAUUCCCUCCCCAUGUGGCCAGCCGACCUCGCGACUUCAAGCUCUGCUGGUUCCUCAUCCACGAGGUUGGCGUUGCCGCCAUUCCUCCCACUGAAUUCUACACCGAUGCCAAUGCUCACAUUGCCGAGGAUUACCUCCGUUUUGCCGUUUGCAAGAACGACGAUGUGCUCGAGACCGCCAAGGAGAGACUUCGGGGCUUGAAGAAGUAUAUCAAGCAGUAA